AUGGACCAAGCCAAAGACCUCCUCGAAAUGCCGCGCGAAUUCCUCAAAGACGGCCGCGGCUUCCUCACACGCUGCAGCAAACCCGACAAGCGCGAAUUCAUCCGCAUCUCGCAAGCCGUGGGCAUGGGGUUUCUGAUUAUGGGAGUGAUUGGUUACAUCGUCAAGCUGAUCCACAUCCCGGUGAACAACAUCCUCGUUGGCGGCGCAUAG
Zymoseptoria tritici IPO323 is the source of this 210-nucleotide messenger RNA. RefSeq lists its product as uncharacterized. Bases 1 to 210 code for a protein of 69 amino acids. The transcript has 3 exons. Gene Ontology annotation, molecular function: transmembrane protein transporter activity. Gene Ontology annotation, biological process: protein targeting; post-translational protein targeting to membrane, translocation. NCBI's taxonomy places the organism in Eukaryota, Fungi, Ascomycota, Dothideomycetes, Mycosphaerellales, Mycosphaerellaceae. Gene Ontology annotation, cellular component: membrane; Ssh1 translocon complex. The record is from RefSeq and is a predicted model, not a curated record.